AUUAUAACCUCAAAUUGUUCAUUACACAUUCCUUGUUAAUUUAAUUAAUGCUGUUUUAGCAUCUUGUUGUACUGUUUUUGGCAUAUAUUUCAUAGAAAGAUUUUUAAUAAUCUUUAUUCAUAAAUUAUUCCUCCAACCAGAAAAGGAGGAGUUAAAAUUAAACCAGUUUAAAGUCAACGUUUACCUACGACUUGGGGGACACUUUCUCUAACCUUGUAAGCCUCGAAAUGGAGAAAGGACUAGAAAAGUGGCAAGAUGAUGAGACAUAGAAUAGGGGAUUUGCUCUGGCGAAUCCCAAAUUUGAUAUGCAUACCAGACUGUAUUUGAAAUCUGAAAUACAAACAAGGGUAAAUCGAUUUUAUGGAACCCGUUAAAUUAAUCAGUCAUUACAAUCAUUAUGAUUAUAACCUGUAUUUAGAAGUAAUGGCUAAAUUUUCAUAUCAACUUUAUUCAGAAAAUGUAUAAUUCAAUAGAAAUUGCCCCA
This is a messenger RNA of Paramecium octaurelia, 484 nucleotides long. The record is from the annotation of a GenBank genome assembly. NCBI's taxonomy places the organism in Eukaryota, Ciliophora, Oligohymenophorea, Peniculida, Parameciidae.